This is a messenger RNA of Owenia fusiformis, 2828 nucleotides long. NCBI's taxonomy places the organism in Eukaryota, Metazoa, Annelida, Polychaeta, Sabellida, Oweniidae. The record is from the annotation of a GenBank genome assembly.
ACAAGGUAUGUUGUCAUUUCAAAUUAUAAAAAAAUAUAAUGGUAAUUUAGAUUGAAUUGCAGAGAAUUGUGUAAUUGAAAAAUAAGAAUUGAACGUUAUCAAUUGGAAGAUGUCUAUAUCGACAACUAACUUAAAUAAAUACAUUGUAUGAGGCAAAAAGAAAGGAAAGUAGGCGUUCAAUCUAAUUAGCUCAGGUCGCAUCAAGGAACGCUCAAGAAGAAUUGAAUAAAGCUGAAAGAUUAAUUUGUUAGUAAAAGAAAAACUUGGAGAAAAGAGGAUUAAAGACAUAAAAAUGAUGCUUCAUAGAAUCUCUGGCAUUAGGCUGAAGUAUUGAUGUAGAUUUAAUAAGGUAUCUGGAAGAGAUAAGACAAAGUACAAUAUGUUGAUUGUGCAAGAUUGUGCUAUUCUACUUCAAAGAGAGAACACACAGAUUUACGACAUCACGAAUCAUGAAAGGACAAAAAAGAGCGCAUAACUAUUACAAGGAAGUACACAAGGGUAAUACUUAUUGGAAUACAGUUGGAAAACACUAAGAUAAUUCAAUUAGGAAGAUUUACAAACUUCUACAUUGCGUUUGGACUUAAUUGUAUUGGCACAAGUCGGAAAUAGUGUUUUCAUCAUCAAUUCAGCAUUAAUUUGAACAAACCGAGCCUGAUGUCUUCAUAGAUUGUUACGCGUAUUGCCCAUUGCCCAUGAGAACAAAAGAAAUACUUCAAACAAAUCAACGGAAAGACAAAGACACAACAUGAUAAAGAUUCCCCUGCAAUGGAUGGCGCGAUGAUGGAAAACCUCAAGACAACAACAGAGAACAUUGAACUAGGCGGUAUUGUGCUUCUUGGCAGUACAGAAACAAAUGGGGUUUAUAAUAUUUCCACUGUAUUGAACAAUUCAACAAAUGGAACUAUAGAUGGAUCACCCCAGCCAUAUUUGCUUACUUAUUCUAAAGUUCUCUUCAGUGUCUUUUAUAUUGUUCUCAUAAUUGUGGCAGUGGGAGGCAAUGCUAUGGUAUGCUAUGUCGUUUGCCUUUAUCCAAGUAUGCACACGGCCACCAAUUACUUUAUUGUCAACCUGGCAUGCAGCGAUAUUCUCACUGCUAUAUUAUGUAUCCCAUUUACAUUUAUAUCAACAGCUCUGAUCCACCAUUGGCCAUUUGGAUCCGUAAUGUGCCCAGUGGUAUUUACAUCACAAGUUGCAGCUGUUUGUCUCAGCGCGUUCACCCUCGUGGCGAUCAGUUUGGACCGAUUCAUCGCCAUCAUCUUCCCGAUGAGGCCACGUAUGACCACAAAGAUUUCACUCGUGAUUAUAGCAUUGAUAUGGCUAUUCGCUAUAGCUGUAGCGAUGCCCAGUGCUAUCGUUGCAAAGAUAAAGCAUGAGGAGGGUAAAGACUACUGUAGAGAGCAGUGGGACUACCCUCAACAACAACAAUCAUACAGCCUUGCGAUACUGGUGCUGCAGUAUUUCCUGCCACUGUUCCUGUUGGUCUUCACCUACAGUUGGAUCGGCAUCGUUGUGUGGAGAAAGAAAGCACCUGGUGAGGCGGAGGACGUUAGAGAUCAGAGGAUGCAGGCAGCCAAACGUAGGAUGAUCAAGAUGAUGAUAAUGGUUGUUAUCAUGUAUGGCUGCUGUUGGUUGCCCCUACAUACGAUCACCUUAAUUGGAGAGAAAAGUCCGGGAAUAUGGCAAAUAAAAAAUAUCAAUGUGAUAUACAUGGUAUUUCACUGGAUAGCCAUGAGUAACAGCUGUUACAACCCCAUGAUUUACUUUUGGAUGAACUCAAAAUUUAGAAAUGGUUUUCGCUAUGCCAUGCGGUGGUGUCCAUUUGUUAAAUUUGAUCCUGAUUGUGAUGAUAUGCCAGGCCGAGGUCAUGUCAUGUCCUACGUGUCUCAUAAUAAGAAGGCGGCCUCCAACGAGAAGCACAAUAAAAAGCACAAACACCAGCUUGAACGACAGUCCACGACUGUUAGUUACUGCACCCCUGAGCAUGUACCGCUGCGACAGUUCGAAUCAAAUGGUAAUGCUAAUGAAGAAAAUGCUUGAGGGAUCCCCGAGCUGUCAGACAACCAUGGAGAAUUUCUGUUUUGAAGAUCUAAACAUUGAUGGUAUAACCUAAGUCGUAUGCUUCUAAAUCCACCUCAGACUACGCUUCAAAAGUUAUAAAUAAACGAUUUCAUAAAACAUUUUUGAUAACGAUGUCCAAACGAGACCUGUCAGUCAGGGUAUUAGUUUGGACUACUGAAAAUAUGAAUUUGCCAGUUUUCUAUCAGUAUUCAAUCUGUGAAAAGCAACAUAAAUCAAUCGGAAUUGCCAUAUGGAUGAGACGUCACCAAUAGCAAGUCACAUUCAAGUAUAAAUGGAUCUUGCUUUCUUUGAUUAGUCUUUAAAAGUUAACACAAAACUGAUAACUAUAAACAUUAAAAAAUAUUCCAAGUUGUGGUUAGCAAAACUCUUGGAGACUCAAAAAUAUUUGGAACUUUGGUGAAUUUCACAGCAUAUGAAUAAUAUAACAUUCCUAGAAUAUACAAAGCGUUUCAAAUUAAGUGAACACCCCGAAUAUGUAUCGGUGCUUUUGCUUUGUACAUUUGCAAAAUGUUGUAACAUCCCACCACGGAUUUGUCUCUCAUCAGUUCGGCCAUCUCGCCCAAGCGGACAGUAAGAUCUAAGAAUACAUUAAUUUUAGCCCACGACCAGAACAUGUUGACAGAACUGUUAGAGAUCCAAACCUAUUGACCUGUCCCAUUUAUUUAGUUGAAAUAUACAUCAACAAAUGUACUUUUGUUAUGUUUUGUUUUGUAACAACAUUUAAAGUACAACGUUUUGCAACACAAUUU